Tinamus guttatus (white-throated tinamou) is the source of this 2778-nucleotide messenger RNA. It is a transcript of the gene PRLR, whose product is annotated as prolactin receptor. Gene Ontology annotation, cellular component: external side of plasma membrane; membrane; signaling receptor complex. NCBI's taxonomy places the organism in Eukaryota, Metazoa, Chordata, Aves, Tinamiformes, Tinamidae. Gene Ontology annotation, molecular function: peptide hormone binding; cytokine binding; prolactin receptor activity. The record is from RefSeq and is a predicted model, not a curated record. Gene Ontology annotation, biological process: cytokine-mediated signaling pathway; positive regulation of cell population proliferation.
UCUGAUAUUCCCCCUGGGGAGAAGCGGGCAACAUGAUGCAGAAAUUUAUCUCAUCAGUUCAAAUUAUUUUGUUACUUUCUUGGACCACAGUAUGUCUGUUUGGUCAAUCAUUUCCUGGAAAACCUAAGAUAGUAAGAUGUCGUUCUCUAGAAAAGGACACCUUUUCUUGUUGGUGGAAGCCUGGUUCAGAUGGAAGACUUCCUACCAAUUACACCUUAUUCUACAGCAAAGACAGUGAAGAAAAAAUCUAUGAAUGUCCAGACUACAGAACAUCAGGUCCCAAUUCUUGCUACUUUGAUAAAAAACACACCAACCACCGGACAACAUAUAAUAUCACUGUAAUGGCAACAAAUGAAUUUGGAAGUAACAGCUCAGAUCCUCAGUAUGUGGAUGUGACUUGCAUAGUUCAGCCAGAUUCUCCUGUGGACCUCUCUCUAGAAACAAAAACAUCUGCUGGUGUAACAGACCUUUGGGCAAAGUGGUCUCCACCUCCAUCAGCUCACAACAGCUCUAGCUGGCAUGUGUAUCACUAUGAGUUACGAUUCAAACCUGAGGAAGAGGAAAAGUGGGAGACAGUAUCUGUGGGAGUGCAGACACAGUACAAGGUGGUGAAGUUAAAUGCUGGGUUGAAGUAUGGUGUUCAGGUCCGUUGCAUGCUUGACUGUGGAGAAUGGAGUGAAUGGAGCCCAGAAAGACAAAUUCAGAUCCCCAAUGGACAGUCACCUCCUGAAAAGCCUACGAUAAUAAAAUGUCGUUCUCCAGAAAAGGAAACCUUUACUUGUUGGUGGAAACCUGGUUUAGAUGGAGGACAUCCUACUAACUAUACUUUGCUCUAUAGCAAGGAAGGAGAGGAACAAAUUUAUGAAUGCCCAGAUUACAGAACUGCAGGCCCCAAUUCCUGCUACUUUGAUAAAAAACACACCUCUUUCUGGACUAUAUACAAUAUUACUGUAAAAGCAACUAAUGAAAUGGGAAGUAACAGCUCUGAUCCUCAUUAUGUGGAUGUGACUUACAUAGUACAGCCAGAUCCUCCUGUGAAUGUAACGCUAGAAUUAAAAAAGCCAAUCAAUAGAAAACCCUAUCUGGUCUUGACGUGGUUCCCACCCCCACUGGCUGAUGUCAGAUCUGGAUGGCUUACUCUGGAGUAUGAGCUGCGACUGAAGCCUGAAGAAGGAGAGGAGUGGGAGACUAUUUUUGUUGGACAGCAAACACAGUAUAAAAUGUUUAGUUUAAAUCCGGGAAAGAAGUACAUAGUGCAGAUUCACUGCAAACCAGACCACCAUGGAUCAUGGAGUGAAUGGAGCUCAGAAAAGUAUAUUCAGAUCCCCAGUGACUAUAGAGUAAAAGAUAUGAUUGUGUGGAUCAUCGUGGGUGUCUUAUCAUCUCUCAUAUGUUUAAUCAUGAGCUGGACAAUGGUUUUAAAAGGAUACAGGAUGAUAGCCUUUAUCCUACCACCAGUCCCGGGACCAAAGAUAAAAGGCAUAGAUACACAUCUGCUGGAGGCGGGGAAGUCUGAAGAAUUAUUGAGUGCUCUUGGUUGCCAUGGUUUCCCUCCAACAUCGGACUGUGAGGAACUACUGAUAGAAUAUCUUGAGGUGGAGGACAGCGAGGAUCAGCAACUCAGGCAAAGUCAUAACAACGGUCAUCCCGGUAAAAACGCAAAAAUGACAUCCAAGGAAACCGACAGUGACUCAGGACGAGGGAGCUGUGACAGUCCAUCUCUGCUCUCUGAGAAGUGCAGGGAGUCCUGCACCCUUCCAUCGAAACUUCCUUCACAAGAUGUAAGAGAGAUUCAUGAAAAUAAUGCAGGAAAAAAGGGUUGGGAGACUCAGUGUGUAGCCUCUUCAGAAGACAAAGCACUCCCUUUCAACAUUGCAGGGACAAAAUCAUCCACGUGGCCUGCAGCUAAUACUCAUCCUUCUACAUUUGCCUAUCAUAGUACUGUAGAUGCACAGAAGAUAACACUAAGUACCACAAAUGUGAAUGCUGCACCAGUUCUGGUGGGAAAUGAAGAAAAGCAUCAGUCACGAUAUUCUACCAGUGAAACUCUAUGUGAAGAAAACUUGGAAAAGCAACGAGAGAUGGAGAAUAUGCAUUCCAAAAAUGACCAAAGCACAAUACAGGUCAAUCAAAACAAACUCAAUGAAAAGUCAUCUUUUUUAAAUGCUAAAAUAAUGGAUUACGUAGAGGUCCACAAAGUUAGACAGGAUGAGAAUUCAGCAGUAUUACUGAAACAUAAAGAAAAUAAUGGAAAAAUUGAAAAAUACACAAUUUCAGGAAACAGCAAAGAAUAUACAAAGGUCUCAACAGUUGUGGACCACAAUAUUCUAGUAUUAAUGCCAGAUCCAAGAGUCCAGCACACACCUGUAUAUCAGGAACCUGCAAAGGAAAUGUCUCAGACCCUUCAGCAAGGCCAAGUCGAGAAAAACAUGAGCUACUGUCUGCCAGUUCCAAGUGAGUGCCAAAGAGAGGCCGGUGGAUCAGAGUACAUGGACCCAUCUUCCUUUAUGCCCUCCUUUAAAUAACUGAAAGUUUGAUUAUUCUUCAUCAGGUAAUGCUACAGAAUGAGUUAAGUACAAUCAGUACAAUAAAGCUAAGCUCUGUGUUUCAGGAUUAUGCUACUACAUCAUAAUUGUGGCUUACACCUUUUCCUAGCUGACAAGUCUUUGAUUUGCGUAUUGAUUUGCUUAAUAGUUGUGUACAGUGCAAGGAAAACAUGCAGGAAAGCGUUCCUUAAAAAAACUACCCUCCUAUGUGUAUUAUAGAGAGAAUAAAAUA